Salvelinus sp. IW2-2015 is the source of this 1855-nucleotide messenger RNA. Its product is annotated as interleukin-1 receptor accessory protein-like 1. NCBI's taxonomy places the organism in Eukaryota, Metazoa, Chordata, Actinopteri, Salmoniformes, Salmonidae. The record is from RefSeq and is a predicted model, not a curated record. Gene Ontology annotation, biological process: signal transduction; negative regulation of exocytosis.
GCGCGCUGUGUGGACCAAUCCAAGCGCCUCAUCAUCGUCAUGACACCCAAUUACGUGGUGCGGCGGGGUUGGAGCAUCUUCGAGCUGGAGACCCGCCUCCGGAACAUGCUGGUCACCGGGGAGAUCAAGGUGAUUCUGAUUGAGUGUGCCGAGCUGCAUGGCAUCAUGAACUACCAGGAAGUGGAAGCGCUCAAACACACCAUCAAGAUGCUGACCGUCAUCAAGUGGCGUGGSCCCAAGAGCAACAAGCUCAGCUCCAACUUCUGGAAACACUUGCAGUACGAGAUGCCCUUCAAGCACAUGGAGCCCAUCAUCAGCAAUGAGCAGGUGCUGGACGUCAGCGAGCAGGGCCCUUUCGGCGAGCUCCAGACCGUCUCCGCCAUCUCCAUGGCAGCCGCCACCUCCACCGCCAUGGCCACGGCGCACCCGGAUUUGCGGAGCACCUUCCACAACUCCACUGUCAACUACCACACCCAGAUGAGGCAGCAGAAACAUUACUACCGCAGCUACGAGUACGACAUGGCUCCCGGCGGCAGCCUGCCUCCCCUCUCCACCCUGGGUAACCAGCACACCUACUGCAACAUCCCUAUGACUCUGAUCAACGGACAGAGGCCCCACGGCCAGGCCAGGACACCCAGAGAACAGAGCAUCGAGGAGGCACACGCCAAUAACGCCAUGCUACCGCUGCUGCCACGCGAGACCAGUAUAUCCAGUGUCAUCUGGUGACAGCACCAGGCUGGCAUAGGGACAGAUGGGAUAUAUUGUAUGUAGAGGGAGAACUAGCUGGCAGAGUGUGUGGUGGUGGUGGCGGUYGAGGGGGUGUUGCUACGGAGACCGUUAGUGGACUAGAGACUGCUGCUGUGGAAUUUGCACCAGGAUUCACAGGGGGAAAUCACCAACACAGGACAAGUCAUUCCGUCAGACUAAGACAACAUUUGUUUGACAAGGACUAAGGAGGAUUUGGCGUGAAAAGGAGAACCCGUUUGGUUUGAAAUGCCUGUACACACAGACACCAACGCCGAUGUUCAUUUACCCAGAAACUCAAGGAAUACAGGGUCUUGUACAUAUAUUUUAUAUUUCUUUAUAGCGUCAGUAUUUUUCUGUUGUUUUUCUUUGACCUUUCAUUCACCAGUUUUUAUCAUCAAAUUUCUACGUCUGUUUUGAUUMAUGGUUUGAAUUUUUUUGUAUUUGGGUAUGAAAGUGAAACGAUGGUCUGUGAGGUCUAUUGGCUGAACUGUUGUAAUUUUGAUCUUGACUUGUAGUGGAACUGUUGUAGUUUGAACGCUCUUUGUUUUUUAACAGUUAWGGCAUUGUAGCGGGAAAGUUUUGAUGUUUCAUUCGAAAGAAAAUGUCAUUUUUUUGUUGUCCUGGUUACAUAGAUGGAAUCUUCUUUUAUUUGGGACUCUUAUUAAACAAAACUAGAUUAUGCAACAGAUGAAGAGGCCUGGGAGUAUGCAAGAUAUGAAUAGAUGAACCGACCCAUCAGGACACUAUAGAGACUGGUGCUAGACUUGGUGUGCAAGUGUUGCAGCUCUCGCAAACAUAGUGACAUGCUCUUUUCAAAAGACAGCCUUUCUGUUCAGCUUAACAGAGACAUAUAUCACCCUAAAAACAACUAUGUGUAUUAUUUUAUGAGAAAGUAUAUUUUUGUAACAAAAAUAUUUGCUUGGAAGUACAUASUUAUUCACAUUUCAUCCCACUAAUGACAGAAAUAGAGUAACAUGCAUUCUGUUUCCUACAUUAUUUUGCUAUGCAGUGCCCUAUUUGCAUAGCAGACAAAGUGGAUGUUUGAGUCCUUCACUAAAUGUCUUAUCUUAGUGGAAAGAUGAAAAAAUAUAAAAUCAUUUGACAUGUU